This is a messenger RNA of Sebastes umbrosus (honeycomb rockfish), 776 nucleotides long. RefSeq names its product cornifelin-like. Lineage: Eukaryota; Metazoa; Chordata; Actinopteri; Perciformes; Sebastidae. The record is from RefSeq and is a predicted model, not a curated record. Gene Ontology annotation, cellular component: cornified envelope. The transcript has 4 exons. Bases 176 to 523 code for a protein of 115 amino acids.
GACCGCAGAUCUCUGUCAUCCUCCAGAAACAGCAGUUUGUUGGCCAACCAGCAUUUCACAGCUCGAGCUCGUCACAGCUUCCUGUGUGGUGUGCAGCAUCUCAGUUUGAGCAGGAGUGCACACUGACAGACUCUUCUGCUAAAUCAAAAGCAAGAAGCAGAUCCAGUAAUCCAAAAUGUCGAACCCAGCGGUCACCCAUCAACCGGGCGCAGGCAGUUUUGGGACAAAUGUCCAAACAGGAGAGUGGAGCACAGGCCUGUGCUCCUGCUUCAGUGACUGGUUUAUCUGUGCUCUCGGUUGUUGCUGUCCAACGAUAUUGAGCUGCUACACAGCAAAUAAGUACGGAGAAAACUGCUGCUUGGGUUGUGUGCCAGGUGGCACAACGGCCAUUAGGACUCAUAUGAGACUGACCUAUGGCAUUCAGGGAACAAUAAUCAACGAUGCCCUGAUGACCUUUUUCUGCGGGCUAUGUGAGACUUGCAGGAUGGCGCGAGAAAUCCGCAUCAGGAAUGGAGAAGUUUAAUCUUAAGAAGACAUAAAGGAUUCUGGCCCCCAAUAUACAGUAUUUUCAUGUUGAUGAUGUCCAGCUAUUGUGGAAGUCAUUUGUUUAUUUCUGUAGCAGGCCUAUAGCUUUCAUGCAGACCACAAAGAAGGAUCAGUUAAUGAAUUAUGCAUUUCUUACCUGUAGCCUUAUAUGUACCUGUCUAACUGUGUGACAAAGUGCUAGUGCUGAUCUGCAUUGCUGUAAAUAAACUGCAUUGUUUAGUCACUCACAA